Girardinichthys multiradiatus is the source of this 2030-nucleotide messenger RNA. Its product is annotated as rho-related GTP-binding protein RhoN-like. The transcript is spliced from 5 exons. Gene Ontology annotation, biological process: small GTPase-mediated signal transduction. Gene Ontology annotation, molecular function: GTPase activity; GTP binding. Bases 551 to 1258 code for a protein of 235 amino acids. The record is from RefSeq and is a predicted model, not a curated record. NCBI's taxonomy places the organism in Eukaryota, Metazoa, Chordata, Actinopteri, Cyprinodontiformes, Goodeidae.
UACUUAUUUUAAACAAAUUACACGAGUUGAUUCUUGUAUAUAAAGUACAUUUUAUGCUCAUAAAGCUCAUAUACUAUUUGUUUUUUACUAUAUGAUCAUUAUUUUAGUGCACAUCACCAGUAAGGAACAAACAGCUCAUUUGUUUGCAACUUUCUGAAAGACACAUUUCUGACAACUUCUGUUUUAUUUAAAAAAGAAGGCAUGGCAUCUUUAAUUCACGUUUAGGACCCCAAUGCUCUGGUAAAUGCAACCUCCUGUGAGUCAGACGCCAAAAUUGGGAAGGCGUGGUCACUCAUCAAGUACCGGAGUUUCCAGUGGAGGCUGUGCGUGACCUGCUGUUGGUUUCGGCACCGACCAGUUUAUGUAGAGUCUGUCAGUGGGAACCACAGGGCUGCGCACAGAGGUCUGGAGGCUCUGGAUUAAAAAGCGCACCGAUACUGCGCAUGAAUUUGCUCUUUUUUAUUCUCCCUGUUCGAGUUCUGUGCGUGUAUUAUCGGAUGCUGAAUGCAGGCACUCGCCGUGCCAAGAAUCCAUCUCUGACGGACUAACCAUGGACAGCAUAGGCAGCAGCCGCUGCAAGAUCGUGGUGGUCGGGGAUACUCAGUGCGGGAAAACGGCGCUCUUGCACGUUUUUGCCAAGGACUGCUACCCAGAGAACUAUGUGCCCACUGUGUUUGAAAACUACACAGCCAGUUUUGAGAUAGACAAGCACCGGAUUGAGCUGAAUAUGUGGGACACGUCAGGUUCCACUUAUUAUGACAAUGUAAGGCCGCUGGCGUACCCUGAUUCAGACGCUGUUCUCAUCUGUUUCGACAUCAGCCGGCCAGAAACAUUGGACAGCGUUAUUAAAAAGUGGCAAGGAGAAACGCAAGAGUUUUGUCCCAACGCCAAAGUGGUGCUGGUGGGCUGUAAGCUUGACAUGAGGACAGACGUCAACACCCUGAGGGAACUCUCUAAGCAGCGACUAAUCCCCGUCACUCAUGAACAGGGCAGCGCAAUAGCCCGACAGAUGGGGGCAGUCGCCUAUGUGGAGUGCACCGCCAAGGUUUCUGAGAACAGCGUGCGAGACGUGUUCCACAUUACUACUUUAGCAUCUGUGCGACGACCGCACAACCCGCAGCUAAAACGCAGCAGUUCCCGCAGAGGCCUGAAGAGAGUGUCACAAGUCCCCCUGCCACCUCUGACGGGUCGGACUGAGCAAACGGACCAAGCCCCAGCCAUGCGGAAGGACCGGGCCAAGAGUUGUAUACUAAUGUAGAGUCCAAGCCUCAGUCAUAUACAGUAUAUAUGUAAAUACACAAAAACAGAAAUAUAUGAAAGAGAAAGUCUAUUUAUUAUUUGAUGGUUCUGUUUUGUGCAUCUUCAAUUAUUUGCACUGUAGACAAGGGAAGAGAGAAAAACACUGCUCCGUGAAAACGAAUGCUUUGGACAUUAUUUCCCUUUUUUGCUGUGUGUGUGCAUAUUGUAGAAGCUGUUUACCUCUUUGUGUUGUUUUGAAACCAUGGAAAAUUGGACUAACCCUCUGGAAAUGCAGAAGCUGCGAUAGUGGAAGUGCCGUCUCGUCGGAGGGAAUUAAAGUGAAAUUAAUUUCCGGAGAAGGAUGGCAGAGCGGAGAGUGGCCUAGUGAGGGGAGCCGUGUUGGUUCAGGAUAUCUGCAAAUGAAACUUGUUGUUUUCACGGAAAGUGUUGCUUGGCAGAGAUGAGCUGCCUGAAGAUACUUCCUGUUGCCAUAUUUGCGAGAAAAACAAGCAAAGCCACCAUUUAUGCUGACAGUGGACUAGCGUUUAGCUGAAUGAUGGUGGAAAGAGACGGAAAUGUUGUUAUUGAUGUGUGUGUGUAUGAGAGAGAGAGAGAGCACUACCACCAAAAGUGCAUUUUAGGAAACAAGUAUUGAAUUCUUUGUUUCAGUUUAACACUAUUUUUUCUCAUUUGCUUCAGUUGUGCCAGUUUGAUUCACUGAAAUUAAUGCUGUUAACACAAUUUCAAAGAUACUUCUUUGUGGAAAAAUAAAAAAAGGUUGAAAACUGGGA